Molecule: messenger RNA, 3046 nt
Organism: Heteronotia binoei (common prickly gecko)
Lineage: Eukaryota; Metazoa; Chordata; Lepidosauria; Squamata; Gekkonidae
Gene: INHBB
Product: inhibin subunit beta B
Exons: 2
Coding region: 1-1170 (389 amino acids)
Biological process (GO): BMP signaling pathway; SMAD protein signal transduction
Cellular component (GO): extracellular region
Molecular function (GO): cytokine activity; growth factor activity
Source: RefSeq, a predicted model, not a curated record
AUGGACGGGGCGGCUCGGCGGGGGGCCCCGUCGGCUCUGCUCCUGCUGCUGCUGCUGGGGGGCGCCGCGGGCUCGCCGACGCCUCCCGGAGCCGGCCCGCCCGACACCUGCACCUCGUGCGGCUUCCGCGGGCCCCCCGACGAGUCGGGCGCGCCCGACGGCGACUUCUUGCAGGCCGUCAAGAGGCACAUCCUGGGCCGCCUGCAGCUGCGCCAGCGGCCCAACAUCACCCGCGCCGUGCCCCGGGCCGCCAUGGUCACGGCGCUGCGCAAGCUGCACGCCGGCAAGGUGCGCGACGACGGGCGCGUCGAGAUCCCCAGCCUCGACGGCCAAGCCAGCGCCGGCCCGCCGGCCCACGAGCAGACCUCCGAGAUCAUCAGCUUCGCCGAGACAGAUGACCUGGCCUCCUCCAGAGUGCGUCUCCACUUCUUUAUCUCCAACGAAGGGAAUCAGAACUUGUUUGUCGUUCAGGCCAGCCUGUGGCUUUACUUGAAGUUGCUUCCCUAUGUCUUGGAGAAAGGCAGCCGGCGAAAAGUUCGAGUCAAAGUGUAUUUCCAAGACCUGGACGCUAAGAACAAGUGGAAUGCGGUUGAAAAAAAAGUGGACCUCAAAAAAAGUGGUUGGCAUACAUUUCCCAUGACGGAAGCAAUCCAGGCUCUGUUUGAGAAAGGAGAAAGGAGACUGAACUUGGACGUUCAGUGUGAAGGCUGCGAAGAGUUCUCCGUGCUGCCAGUUUAUGUGGAACACGAGGACGAAUCUCACCGGCCUUUUGUGGUGGUGCAAGCCCGGUUGGCUGACAACAAGCACCGAAUCCGGAAAAGAGGCCUGGAAUGCGAUGGCAGGACCGAUUUAUGUUGCAGGCAACAGUUUUACAUUGACUUCAGACACAUCGGGUGGAAUGAUUGGAUCAUAGCGCCGUUGGGUUACUAUGGGAAUUAUUGUGAGGGGAACUGCCCAAACUAUUUGGCUGGCAUCCCGGGAUCAGCUUCUUCUUUUCACACGGCGGUUGUGAAUCAGUACCGCAUACGAAAGCUGAACCCAAACGCCGUGAACUCCUGCUGCAUCCCAACCAAACUUAGCUCCAUGUCCAUGUUGUACUUUGACGAUGAAUACAACAUCGUGAAGAGGGACGUUCCUAACAUGAUCGUGGAAGAAUGCGGUUGCGCCUGAUUUGGAGGGUGUUUUUGAAAGGGGAGGGAAUAGGGGGAGGCAAGUAUGUUCUCACAGUGAAUGGAAUUGGAGGGUGUUUUGCUGUGUUUCUUCCUUCCAGGUGUGGAUGUUCAAGUCACUGCAGAGGCAGCGGCGGCAACAACAACAACAAAGAUAUAUUGUCAUUUUAAUCCGUUGUCAGGACAGUGGCAGUUUGUGGCUCUCGGACACGAAAAUGUGCUACCACUUAUAAAUGAAUGCUAUGAAGUACCUUAAUUCCACCCACACCCCCAAGGACACAGGUACAUCCAUGCACACACACUUGCACAAAGCAGCUUGGUGGAGGAGGAAAACUGGUCACAGGAAGGUAGUCAUGUCUGCCAGUGGUAAAAAGGUGAAUGAGGCAGUCACCUUUUCUUCUAUUGGCCAGCCAUGUUUGGGAGGGAACCACUGGGAAGUGCAAGUUAACCCCCACCCCACCCCCCAAUCUAAUAUAUUCUCACACAGAGUUAUUUAAGGGACCAAACAUACCAAUGAGCACCAUCACCUCUGAGGUGUAAAAAAGGCUGCCUGCUUGAACAAGGUGAGCCCUUCUGACUGAGGCUAAAUAAUAUUUUUGUUUUUACAAAAUCCCAAAUGGCUUAUCGCACUUCCAGUGGAGAAUACUGAUAAAACUCAGAGAGAGAGAGAGAGAGGAGAGAAAGAGAUAAAUAUAUACCUGAACAGGUACGUGAUAACAGUGGCAGUGUGCCUCUGAAUGAUGAAUUGGUGUGAUUCCAUGUUUUAACACGCUACUAGAUUCUCCCAUCCCCUCCAUGGCUUGCGUUCCCUGCCGUGUGAUCCAGAAAGGAGCUGAGCCAUCCUUCUCCCUCUCAUCCGUCUUCAUGUUCCUCAGAACAAAGGCAACAUGAAACGUUGCAACUUGUGUUCCACUGCAGGGGACUCAGCAAGAGCAUGUUUGGGAGAAUCAGGGAGGAGGACAGGGAAAAAACAACCUGUGAUAUGACACAUCAACCGAAGACUCCUUAAGAGGAAAUACGGUCACACAAUGGAUACAUUUCUGGGGAGAGAAAACGCAGUACAUUUUGUAACGGGCAGGGGACAUUUUAACAAAUCUUAGGGAAGCGAAAGAGGAAGCGUGAGAGUCAGACCAGGGCGUUUGUAUUCCAGUUUCCUUCCCAGAGGGUACUGAGGUUGGCUGCAGAGCUCCGAACCCAUCGCUACAGCAUCGCACUCACAACCUGCUUGAAUGCACGUUAUUAUAGCACUUGCCGAUUCCAAUGCCUUGAAUGGUUGGCACUUGACUGUGUACUUCCCUUUGCUCACUGUCUCUAGGUUAUAAGCAAGUGCCGCAUGAGCUAUGCAAUUUAAAGCGUUGACCCAUACUAGAAGAAAACUGGACUGAAAUGAGAUGACUUUUUAUAUUUUUUUUAUACUUGAAAUUAAAUCUUUUGCUUCUUCUUUUUUUUUUUUUAAAGUGAACGAUUGCUUUUCAUGUUUGCACUGACGUAGCUGCACGACUUAGUUAAAAGAAACUGCUAUUCGGGGGGGAAAAAAGGGUUAUUUUUAUAGCAGCAAGAAAAAAAAAUGAAUACAGUGAAAUGUAUUAUACAUAACAUUUUGGAACCAAAGAGGCCAACGUAUUAAUUGUAAUUUUUUUUCUCCAAGUGGCAAGGCCAUUAUAUAUCUAUAUAUCAUGUAAUGAUGCAGAACGAUCUCUUGUGAGGCCUACCAAUUUGUGUUUUUCAGGGUACAAAUGGAUUCCGUUGUGUUUGAGUCAGUGUCUUUUCGAGACCAUCAUACAUAGCAGGCAUUGCAAGAUGUGCAUACCUUUUUUUUUUAAAAAAAGAAAGAAAGAAAACCCAAUUGUUGCUUAUUUAAUAAACUCCCUUGUAGA